Arabidopsis lyrata subsp. lyrata is the source of this 2147-nucleotide messenger RNA. RefSeq names its product putative pentatricopeptide repeat-containing protein At1g53330. Bases 44 to 1462 code for a protein of 472 amino acids. The transcript has 2 exons. NCBI's taxonomy places the organism in Eukaryota, Viridiplantae, Streptophyta, Magnoliopsida, Brassicales, Brassicaceae. Gene Ontology annotation, molecular function: protein binding. The record is from RefSeq and is a predicted model, not a curated record.
UAAGGUACUUUAUAGACUUUAGACCCAUUUCGCCGUGAAACCAAUGUCCGCCGUGAAAUCUGUCUCUUCCUUCAGGCUCGCUUCUCUCCUCCGACGUGAGAAUGAUCCUUCCGCCGCAAUUAAGCUUUUCCGGAACCCUGAUCCAGAAUCAACGAACCCGAAACGACCCUUUAGAUACUCGCUUCUUUGCUACGAUAUCAUCAUCACGAAACUUGGUGGCUCCAAGAUGUUUGACGAGCUAGAUCAGGUACUUCUCCAGCUCAAGACCGAUACUCGGAUCGUUCCUACAGAGAUUCUGUUCUGCAAUGUAAUCAAUUUCUUCGGCCGUGGAAGAUUACCUAGUCGUGCACUCCACAUGUUCGACGAAAUGCCUCAAUACCGUUGCCAACGCACUGUGAAAUCCCUGAACUCUCUCUUGAACACACUUCUUAAGUGCGGUGAGUUUGAGAAAAUGAAGGAACGUCUUUCGAGUAUUGAUGAGUUUGGUAAGCCUGACGCUUGUACUUACAAUAUACUGAUCCAUGGAUGUUCUCAGAGAGGGUGUUUCGAUGAUGCUUUGAAGCUAUUCGAUGAAAUGGUCAAGAAAAAAGUGAAGCCCACUGGAGUUACCUUUGGGACGUUGAUUCACGGGUUGUGCAAGAAUUUGAGGGUGAAAGAAGCAUUGAAGAUGAAGCAAGAUAUGUUGAAAGUGUAUGGAGUACGUCCCACGGUUCACAUUUAUGCGUCAUUGGUCAAAGCGCUUUGUCAAAUUGGUGAAUUGAGUUUUGCGUUUAAGCUUAAGGAUGAGGCGUACGAAGGAAAGAUUAAAGUAGACUCAGCUAUAUACUCUACAUUGAUUAGCUCGCUUAUAAAAGCUGGAAGAUCAAACGAGGUAUCGAGGAUCUUGGAAGAAAUGAGUGAAAAAGGAUGCAAACCCGACACAGUGACUUACAAUGUACUGAUUAACGGGUUCUGUGUUGAGAAUGAUUCGGAAUCAGCUUAUCGAGUCUUGGAUGAAAUGGUUGAAAAGGGCUUGAAACCAGAUGUUAUAAGCUACAACAUGAUACUUGGUGUCUUGUUUAGAAUCCAAAAAUGGGAAGAAGCAACUUACUUGUUUGAAGAUAUGCCCAGAAGAGGUUGCAGCCCUGAUACCUUAUCUUAUAGAAUAGUUUUCGAUGGGCUUUGCGAAGGUUUACAAUUUGAAGAAGCUGCGGCUAUCUUGGACGAAAUGCUUUUCAAAGGUUAUAAGCCUCGCAGGGACAGGCUAGAGAGAUUUCUGCAAAAGCUAUGUGAAAGUGGAAAGUUGGAGAUUCUAAGUAAAGUUAUCAGUAGUAUGCAUAGAGGGAAUGCUGAUGAUGCAAAGGUAUGGUCGGUUAUGAUACCUACAACAAUGUGCAAAGAACCCGUGAUAUCGGCGUCUCUUGAUUUGUUGUUGAACACAGAAAAGGAAGAUGGUCCUUUAUCAGCAAUGCUGCCGUGCUAGGUCACCUGUCGUGCAAGUUAAUGUUGCUGUGAACCUUGUUCUGGUUCUGGUAAUACAGGGCAAGGAACAAAAUAGAAGAGAGAUUUGCAAAGCUCUCUGGUAAUACAGGUGAAUAGUUACCACAUGGGCUCUCUUCAGUUUAGAUAAUGGAAGAAUGUGCUUAGUGCUCCUAUUCAAAGCUCUUACCUCUUGUCCAUAGCUUGUAACGUGGUGGUACAGAGGAAUGAUCUCAUCGCUGAACCAAGCUCUGUUAUUGAGUGAUUGUUGUGUUUAUGCGUUGGCUUUGGUAGUGGAGAGCUGCUGUUGUGGUGGCUUUGAUCAUGUAUACAGUGACGGUGGUGUCGGCAAGGGUUAAAGGUGGUGAUGGCGGCAUCAGUGGUACAACGACUUCAAUUCGUUUGACGAAAAUGUUUCCGUCUUCCUUACUUUGUUUUGGCUAAAAACUUGACCAGAGAGAAAUCCAUUGAUUGAAACUGAUCCAUACGUCUUCAAUCAGAACCUCCACCAGAGGAAUUCAUAAUCGAUAUGGUCAACCUGCAAAACUCAAUUCAUAAUUUGGUUUAUUUACGUACAUAUAAAUGACUUCAUAGUCUAUGUUAUUUCUCGCUGUAUUUGGGGUUUGUUAGAGAUAGAAAAUUUCCAAACGUUACUAAAAGUUUGUACAAAAAAAUAUAGCCGUUUGAUA